AGGUCAGCCUGCUUAGUGCACACAUUAAUUUACAACAGCAGCAGCAUUUGCAGCAUAAACCUGGGACGUUUUCUUCAGCACACCAGGAGAGUUGGAAAUCCGCAGGUAACUGCAGUGCUGCUCCGAAGUUUGGUCGACAUGUUGGGGAUCUGCGUGUGUCUUUGUGCGGUUUUCACGCAUGUCCUCUCUCAAGAGGCUGAGGAGCCCGUCUCCUACACAUGCACAGAGGGGUAUGAGUAUGACAGCGCCAGAGAGCAGUGCAGAGAUAUUGAUGAAUGUGCCUUGUUAAAUGACGCCUGCAAAGGUGGGAUGCAGUGUAUCAAUCACUUUGGUGGAUACCUCUGCCUCCCCAAAAGCGCUGUCAUCUAUAUCAGCAAGGAGGGCGAUCAGGUUCCGCCGGACCCUGUCCCUCCUGUCCCACCAAGCCAGCCUCAGCCCCCACAAGUGCCUUCAGGAGGCCAGAGGAUCUCUCAGCCCACUCGGACCAUUCACUGUGCACCUGGAUUCACUGCAGAUGACCAGAACUUCUGUAGAGACGUAGAUGAAUGUGCAACAGGUAGACACGCGUGUGGCCCUGAACAGAUGUGCUACAACACCAGAGGCUCCUACACCUGCCAGUGUUCUCCAGGCUACCAGAGGAAUGGAGACCACUGUGUGGACAGAGACGAGUGUGUCCUGGCCAACUAUUGCAUGCACAGAUGUGUGAACACCCAGGGCUCAUACUACUGUGAGUGCAACGCAGGUCACAAGUUGGCCAGCAGCAACCACACUUGUGAAGAUGUGGAUGAGUGUGAAGCGCAGAGUCCCUGUCAGCACCACUGCUACAACCUGAUUGGCUCCUUCCUCUGCCAAUGUAACCAGGGUUAUGAACUGACACAAGACAUGGUCUCUUGCCAAGAUAUUGAUGAGUGCAGCUUCUCCAGCUACAUGUGUCAGUACCAGUGUAUUAACAACCCAGGAAGUUACACCUGUGAAUGUCCAGAUGGAUAUCAGCUCCAGGGAAACAGGAUGUGUCAAGACAUAAAUGAGUGUGAGACAGGGACCCAUAACUGCCAAGAUGAUGAAAUGUGUUGGAACUAUUACGGAGGCUUCCGCUGCUAUCCCAGAAGCCCCUGUGAGGUGCCUUAUGUCCAAGCCUCUGAAAAUCGCUGUAUCUGCCGGUCUCAGACUGAGUGCCAGGGUCUCCCACCAUCGAUUGUCUACAAAUACAUGAGCAUCCAGUCAGACAGGAGUGUGCCAGCAGACGUCUUUCAGAUUCAGGCCACCAACAUCUAUGCCAACACACAUAACACCUUCAGGAUCAAAGCUGGGAAUGAGGCUGGAGAAUUUUUCCUGCGGCGUUCCAGCAAUGCGAAUGCCAUGCUGGUGCUAACCAAGCCGCUGUCAGGCCCCAGGGAGUACAUUCUGGACCUGGAGAUGAUCACUCACCAUCUGACCAUGAACUAUCGCUCCAGCUCACUGCUGCGGCUUACCAUCAUAGUUGGCCCAUACCCAUUUUGAGCACCACAGUUCCCAGCAGCCCACAUAAGUCUGGUUCAGAAGCAAUAGUAGUGUAGCAGCAUAACAAACUGUACAUUUUCAUACAUGCAUACAAUAUAUAAGAUACUGUAGGCUGUCCCAGGCUCUUUCGGUAGUGCAGCUGUCCUAAUAGGCUUGCUCAAGACAGACCUACACAUGCUGUAAUGUGACCACUAGGCAUCUUUUUCUAUCAAGGUGUUGGGAAGUAUUGUGAUGAAAGGAUCUGGUGUCCUGAAGAACUAAGCAUUGUGUUUCAAAAAUAGUACUUAAAAUUAAACAAAUUUUAAUAUUUAAAAUUCAAACAUUUUCAAGCUACUCUACCUAAUUUCUUUUCAGCAGCUAGAGGGUCUAGUGAGACUCAAAACAAGCUGGCACCAUAAGCUCUUUAUCCCUCCCAUUACAUCCUGUUUCUUAGAGAUGAAGACACCUGAUCGUGACAAACUGCAAAAUGCAGCCUCCGGUCCGAAGCUAGCAUUAGCGGACUAACAAGUAAAUUUGGCAAUCCAGUGAAACACUGGCUACUGCUAACGUGACACAAGGCACUAAUGUUUCAUAAAUCUUGAAUUACUCUUUAAUUUAAAUUAUAUUCAUUCAGUACAAAGGUAAAGUCAUGAGACUGUGCCCCAUUCUCUCUGUGCAAAAGAACACGACUCUCUCUCAGACAUUUAUUUGAUAAGCACUCCUCCACAGCUGGUUGUUUGACAUCACUACUAAUAGUUCAAAAAUGCUUCAUAAAACCUUCUCUAGGUGGCAGGUGGUGCUAAUUUACAUACUGUAUCUUGAAAGCACAGGGUAGAGAAGCUGGAAUAACAACAGAAGUGCUGUAGGUGUGUGCCAUGGAGGGGGUCAGUAUAGCUGAGAGACACCAAGUCCCAUUUUCACUUGAUUUAUCAGACAUUAUGUAAAAUCUUAAUGCACCUUAUCUAAAGUGGACAUUAGAAAGGUGCUAGGUGUAGCAUUUUCACUUGCUACUCCCAAACUAAAAACAACUGGGAACAAAGCAGUGACACUCAGGAAAAGAAGCCUAGUGGACAUACAUCCUAACCAUGAUGACUUUUUGAUGCAGCUGCAUCUACAUUUAUCACUUUGUUCAGACUGGGACUGCUUACAAUAACCUGUGUGCACAUCAGUUGUAAGAAAGACAGAAAAAUCAUAUUUUCUAUAUAAAUGUAUAUGACAAAUAUCCAGCUUGAGCAUUUUUGAAAAUAAUUUACAUAUGGUGUAAAUCACAACUUAUGUUGAUAAAUGUUUUAGGGGUUAGUAUUGUUGUGCCAUGCUAUUUGUGCAAGAUUCUGAAUAGGUUUUCUCAUGAGCACUAACAGUUCAGAAGGGUAAAGGCAGGGAACUUGCCUGGGAGUUGAGAAAGUACUAAACUUUGUAUGAUAAAAGGUUUCAUGCUUGCAGACUUUACUCACAGGAGUUAAGUCAUGUACAUAGGUAACAAAUCUGUGUGUGUGUGUGUGUGUCUGUAUCUGUGCCUGGCUUUGUUUAUGCAUGCAAGCUAAAGUGUGAAACACAAAAGGAGAGAAAGGGAGAGAGUGGUCUUAUUUUCUGCCCCAGGUUCGCAGGAUGUGAUAGAGCUGUUGAUGUCUAAUACCAUAACAGAGAUGACAGUUUUCAUACACACACUGGCCAGCUGACUGCUCAUUGGUGCCACAGUGAUUCUCUAGAGGAACAGCCGGGCUUUUUAAUGCCAGCCCCAGCGAAGAAGUCACACUGGCACCAGGCUAGCUUGCGUGAUAAAGAUAAUUACAGUGCUUUGCCCUGUAGCCGGGAUUCAUGUGUGACAGAGGGGGAUUAUAAAGUGUUGAUACAGCACCACCACAUUUUUGGCAGAAUAAGAGAUCUUUCACUACCUGCUUUGCCUUCUGUGACUCCACGCUUCUGCUCUGGCUUAUUGCUGAAACACUGUACACUGUAGACACACUGUACUAAAAACCAUAAUGAACACAAUGAAGUGUACAAGUCAUCCAACAUAUAUCAUUUAUGUGGUUUCAGCUGUGAUUAUGCCAUAGUGCCUUAGAGGUGUAAACAACAACAACAGAAAAGGUAGCACUAAUCUAAUCAUACAUGCUGUCAAGCCUCUUAAAUUCCUUCAAUGCAAUGCCUUAAUGUUUUUCUCUUCUAUUUAAAAUAUAUUUUUGUCAUAUGUAUCUUAUAUUGAUUGUACUCUGAAGAGAAAAGGUUAUAUUGUUGAAUAAAAUAUGAUGAAUAAUUGAAAACGGAUCAUAAGAAGUGCAU
Messenger RNA from Monopterus albus (swamp eel), 3759 nucleotides. It is a transcript of the gene efemp1, whose product is annotated as EGF containing fibulin extracellular matrix protein 1. The transcript is spliced from 11 exons. The record is from RefSeq and is a predicted model, not a curated record. Lineage: Eukaryota; Metazoa; Chordata; Actinopteri; Synbranchiformes; Synbranchidae. Gene Ontology annotation, molecular function: calcium ion binding. The coding region runs from base 139 to 1500 and encodes 453 amino acids.